GGGGCGGUGCGCGGGAAGAGAACCCGGGGCACCCGCGGCGGCAGGGGAGACCCGGAGGGGGGCAGCGAGCUGGGGUCCAGUCCGGGGCCCGCCGCCUUUCACAACCCGGCCGCAGGGAGCAGCAUGAAGUGUCUGGUUACGGGCAGCAACGUGAAGGUGCUCGGCAAGGCCGUCCACUCCCUGUCCCGUAUCGGGGACGAACUCUACUUGGAGCCCCUGGAAGACGGGCUCUCCCUCCGGACCGUGAACUCCUCCCGCUCGGCCUAUGCCUGCUUCCUCUUUGCCCCGCUCUUCUUCCAGCAGUACCAGGCGGCCACCCCUGGUCAGGACCCGCUGCGCUGUAAGAUCUUGAUGAAGUCGUUCCUGUCAGUCUUCCGCUCGCUGGCGAUGCUGGAGAAGACCGUGGAGAAAUGCUGCAUCUCCCUGAAUGGCAGGAGCAGCCGCCUGGUAGUUCAGCUGUACUGCAAAUACGGGGUGAGGAAGACUCACAACCUGUCCUUCCAGGACUGCGAGUCCCUGCAGGCUGUCUUCGACCCAGCCGUGUGCCCCCAUGUGCUCUGUGCCCCAGCAAGGGUCCUGGGGGAGGCUGUUCUGCCCUUCCCCCCUGCGCUGGCUGAAGUGACGCUGGGGAUUGGCCGUGGCCACAGGAUCAUCCUGCGUAGCUACCAGGAGGAGGCAGACAGCACCGUCAAAGCCAUGGUGACCGAGAUGAGCAUCGGGGGGGAGGAUUUCCAGCAGCUGCAGGCCCAGGAAGGGGUGGCCAUCACUUUCUGCCUCAAGGAAUUCCGGGGGCUCCUGAGCUUUGCCGAGUCAGCGAACUUGUCUCUCAGCAUUUACUUCGAUGGCCCUGGCAGGCCAGCCAUCUUUGCCAUCAAGGACUCUCUGCUAGACGGCCACUUUGUCCUGGCCACGCUCUCAGAGCCGGACCCGCACCCCCAGGACCUGCGUGCCCCGGAGCUCCAGCAGCCAGCGCCUCAGCUUCAGGCUCACAGCACGCCCCACCUGGACGACUUUGCCCUUGAUGACAUUGACUCGUACAUGAUCGCCAUGGAAACCACCGUGGGCAGUGAGGGCUCACGGACACUGCCCUCCACCUCCCUUUCACCUGGCUUCCAGCCCCACUGUAGCCCUGGCUCCCACUCAGAGGAGGAAGAUGACACCGAGCCCAGCACGGUGCCUGGGACUCCCCCACCCAAGAAGUUCCGCUCGCUGUUCUUUGGCUCCAUCCUGGCCCCUGCACACUCUCCCCAGGGGCCCAGCCCCGUGCUGGCUGAAGACAGUGAGGGGGAAGGCUGAGCCGAGAGGUCCUUGGAGGACUGGACCAGAGGAAGCCCCAGCCUCCCCAUCUCCCAGCGCCAACCAGGGGCGGGGCCAGCUCUCCUCCAGGGUGGGUGGUAGAGGUGGGCUGUGCUGGAGCUCAGCUGGCUGGUCCUGCCGCCUCCCCCAGGCCCUGCUCGGCUAUCUGUGACUGGCCUGGGUCCUGUCGUCUCCCUUCGGCCCCCAGUCAAUCAUGUCUGUUCCCAGUCUUGGUGCCGAGCUGCCACCUGCUGGGAGGCCCCUCACCUCUUUAUCCAACCAUGCGGCAGGGUUGGGGGCCUGCGUUCUCUAAGCCCACCUCCCUAAGAAAAAAACCUCGGUGGGGCUGCUGGCCCCUGCUGAUCCACCUUCUCUGCCAACCAGGACCUGUCCCUCCCUCAGAUCCUGGGUACACCUCGGGGAUCCCCUGUGCCCGGCACACACUGUUUUGCUUGCUUUUCCAAAACUCUCUGGCCCUGACUUGGAAAUUCCAAAGGCCCCUGUGACCUGAGCGUGUGGCUGGUGUUUCCCUCGCUCGGGCCCCAUGCCCAGCAAGCCUCCCAAGUGGCCCUAGGCAGAAGAGGUCGCCAGGCGCGGCAUUUCGGACAAGGGAGACAGACGCCAUGGCGAGAAUCCAGCUUUGACCUUUAUUCGAGAGACCAGAUGGGUCGCCCCAGGAUCCGGCUGCCAGCCCUGAGGCCAAGCAAGGCUGGGGACCCACAAUCUGGCCCUGCUCUGCCCUGAGCUGCAGCCUCAGCCCCAGGAUCCUGCCUGCAGCCACUGCAGGUGCAGGUGGAAGGAGCCCUGGGGGUUGGACGCUGCUAUUGAUUCAUAAAAAAAA
Aethalodelphis obliquidens (Pacific white-sided dolphin) is the source of this 2137-nucleotide messenger RNA. It is a transcript of the gene RAD9A, whose product is annotated as RAD9 checkpoint clamp component A. Gene Ontology annotation, cellular component: checkpoint clamp complex. Gene Ontology annotation, biological process: DNA repair; DNA replication checkpoint signaling; cellular response to ionizing radiation. The record is from RefSeq and is a predicted model, not a curated record. NCBI's taxonomy places the organism in Eukaryota, Metazoa, Chordata, Mammalia, Artiodactyla, Delphinidae.